GAGAUAUAAAUUAUUGCAACGGAACAAUUCGAACGAUUCUUACGCUUCACUGUCCCCAUUGCAACGGAGCGAUUCUAACGCUUCAUUGUCCCCAUUGUCCCCAUUGCAACGGAGCAAUUCUAAUGUUUCAUUGUCGAGUAUACUUCCAGAAAAUAACAAAUUUGAUUUUAAAGCCCAGAUCAGUGAGGAUGAGCCUGUCAGACCACAUACUUUGCCAGCUUGGAGAGAUGUCAUUAUGGCCUUUACUAAAAAUAAUUACGAAAAGGCAAUAGAGGGAUUAGAACUAUACGCUCAAAGUGACGCUAAAGAGGCAUAUUUAGCCAAAUAUUAUGCUGGCAAACUGCUAUACGAAGGACAUCUUGGUGUGCCCAAAGACGAAUUCAAGGCUUUGAUUUACUUGCGUGAAGCAGCAGACCAUUUAUCAGCUAGCAGUUAUAAUAAUUAUACCCCCAUGGCUCAAUAUUUAUAUGCGGAUGUAUGCCUCAAGGGUGGACUAUAUGAUCGGGAAAAUGGUAUAAGGUAUUUGGAGAUGGCCGUACGAGCAUCAGAGAAGGACGCAUUGUUUUUGUAUGGUACUAUUCUAUGGAACGGUGAACAUGGAUUACAGAUUAAUAGUGCUAAGGCUAAAGAAAUGUUUAAAUUAUCAAAGAGUCGUGGCAAUGAAAAAGCGGAUGAAAUGUUAAAAAGAAUUGAGGAAAAUUAG
Ambispora gerdemannii is the source of this 703-nucleotide messenger RNA. NCBI's taxonomy places the organism in Eukaryota, Fungi, Glomeromycota, Glomeromycetes, Archaeosporales, Ambisporaceae. The record is from the annotation of a GenBank genome assembly.